AUGGAUACAACUGCUAACGAAGCCGCUCAAGUGGUAGCAUUAAUGGAAUCAGGGAUGCGUCAAUGUGAUGUUGCACGGCAACUAAACUUGAGCCGUUUUGCCGUUCGACGAGUUUUCCAACGUUAUCAAGAGACUGGUGGCUUUAUCCGGAGGCAUGGAUCAGGCCGACAACGCUGCACAACGGACANUGCGGGUUUUGUUGGAGAUGGGUUUAUACUAAUGCACGACAAUGCUCGUUCCCACACCGCAUUAAUUGUAAAAAAUUAUACGGAAGAGGUUGGGAUCCCUGUUAUGAACUGGCCAGCGAGAAGUCCAGACCUAAACCCAAUUGAGCACCUCUGGGACGAAUUAAAACGAAGAGUGCGGUCACAUGAUCCUGCCCCAACAACCCUCCAAGAUCUUCAAUAUGCUGUUGUUGCGGAAUGGGUGAACAUUCCUCAAGAACGCAUCGUACGACUCAUAACUUCUAUGAAAGAUCGUAUGGAAGCAGUAAUUAAGGCAAGAGGAAGUAGCACUAGAUUUUAA
Messenger RNA from Cinara cedri, 525 nucleotides. The record is from the annotation of a GenBank genome assembly. Lineage: Eukaryota; Metazoa; Arthropoda; Insecta; Hemiptera; Aphididae.